This is a messenger RNA of Rhincodon typus (whale shark), 3184 nucleotides long. It is a transcript of the gene usp39, whose product is annotated as ubiquitin specific peptidase 39. NCBI's taxonomy places the organism in Eukaryota, Metazoa, Chordata, Chondrichthyes, Orectolobiformes, Rhincodontidae. The record is from RefSeq and is a predicted model, not a curated record. The coding region runs from base 1 to 2394 and encodes 797 amino acids. Gene Ontology annotation, molecular function: vitamin binding; gamma-glutamyl carboxylase activity; cysteine-type deubiquitinase activity. Gene Ontology annotation, biological process: peptidyl-glutamic acid carboxylation; mRNA processing; protein deubiquitination. The transcript has 16 exons.
AUGGCCCUAGACAUCCCACAAGAGAGGGGUUUGAGCUCGCUGGAUUUCAGGUACUUUGACGAGCUGGUGGUCUGUCGUUUCCCGCUGUUUGACUUCCUGGAGCCUUUCCCUUUGGAUUGGAUGUAUGUCGUCUUUGUCGUUAUGUGGCUGGGUGCCCUGGGGAUAAUGCUGGGUUGUUACUACCGCCUGUCAUGCCUGAUGUUUCUCAUCCCAUACUGGUACAACUUCUUCCUUGAUAAGACGGCCUGGAACAACCACUCCUACCUGUAUGGCCUCAUUGGCUUCCAGCUCACCUUGAUGGAUGCCAACCGCUACUGGGGUCGUACAACACUGGCAAGGCCACGAGAAAAACAACAUUCCCGGGUUCGGAGCCGUGCGAGGCUGGCAUUUGGCAGGAACGUUGCAGCAGGUGGCGGCUUCCUGCUCCCCGGUCAAUCCCUCGGCAAACGCUCCGACGGAAGCGAACGUUUAGGGAAAACUCCCAGGGUGCCCCUCUCCGGCCCCGUCUCGACGAGAAUCGGCUCAGGCACGCUUGGGAGGACCGGCAAAGAACAGUUGGCCUCAGUGCCACGGCCUCUUCAGCUGUGCCUGUACAUCGAGACCAAAAUAAGCCCCAGUUAUAAAAUUAACCCGGCUUCAAGCAAGCGAGGAAAACUGAGAAGCGAAGGAAGGAAAUGGAGAAGAGAACAAGGGCAGGAAGGCGGUUCGUUGGGGCGGCUCGCUGUGCCCACCCGUGGGCUCGGCAGGGUUCGUUGGGGCGACUCGCUGUGCCCACCCGUGGGCUCGGCAGGGUUUGUUGGGGCGGCUCGCGGUGCCCACCCGUGGGCUCGGCAGGGUUUGUUGGCGCUGCUCGUGGUGCCCACCCGUGGGCUCAUGGAUGCACAGCAGUCUCCCAAUGAGGUGAAUAUUAACAUUGUCCAUUCUUUGCCCUUCUACCUUGUAGCCUCCAAGAUUGCGAGGUUACAUCCUCAGGAGGAGGAGGAGGAUGACCGAAGCAGGCACUGCCCCUAUCUGGACACUAUCAAUCGGAGUGUGUUGGAUUUUGACUUCGAAAAGCUGUGCUCCGUCUCCCUCUCCCACAUCAACGUAUAUGCUUGCCUGGUGUGUGGCAAAUAUUUUCAAGGGCGAGGCCUGAAGUCAUACGCCAACAUUCACAGCGUUCAGGUGGGGCACCAUGUCUUUCUGAAUCUGCACACGCUGAAGUUUUACUGCCUGCCAGACAACUAUGAAAUCAUUGACUCUUCCCUUGAGGAUAUCACGUACGUACUGAAGCCAACAUUUACCAAACAGCACAUCGCGAACCUGGACAAACAGUCAAAGCUGUCACGGGCGUAUGAUGGGACGACCUACCUGCCAGGAAUUGUGGGAUUGAACAAUAUCAAGGCCAAUGACUAUGCUAACGUGGUACUGCAGGCCCUGUCUAAUGUCCCUCCAUUGCGGAACUAUUUCCUGGAGGAAGAGAACUACAGGGAUAUCAAGCGUCCUCCAGGGGACAUUAUGUUCCUGCUGGUGCAGAGAUUCGGGGAGUUGAUGAGGAAACUGCGAAAUCCCCGGAACUUCAAGGCUCACGUCUCUCCACAUGAGAUGUUACAGGCUGUGGUGCUGUGCAGCAAGAAACGUUUCCAGAUCACCAAACAGGGUGAUGCUGUUGACUUUCUGUCGUGGUUCCUGAAUGCACUCCAUAUGGCACUGGGAGGGAACAAGAAGAAGAAGACCAUCAUCAACAGCGUAUUUCAGGGAUCCAUGCGAAUCUUUACAAAGAAGCUGCCUCCACCAGACCUGACACCGGAGGAGAAAGAGCAACUGCUGGAAAUGGAGGAGUUCAAGGAGACAAUGACAGAGUCCACUUUCUUAUACCUGACCCUAGACCUUCCCACAGCCCCUCUGUACAAGGAUGAGAAGGAGCAACUGAUCAUUCCGCAAGUGCCCCUCUUCAACAUCUUGGCAAAGUUCAACGGUAUCACAGAGAAGGAGUAUAAGACCUACAAGGAGAAUUUCCUAAAGAGGUUCCAGCUGACAAAGCUCCCACCUUACCUCAUCUUCUACAUCAAGAGAUUCACAAAGAACAACUUCUUCAUAGAGAAGAACCCCACUAUUGUUAACUUCCCGAUCACGAAUGUUGACCUUAGAGAAUACCUGUCUGAGGAAGUUCAGGCCAUUCACAAACAGACUACGUACGACCUGAUUGGAAAUGUGGUCCACGAUGGGAAACCGGGCGAGGGGGCCUAUCGGGUCCACGUGCUUCAUCAUGGCACGGGGAAGUGGUAUGAGUUGCAGGAUCUACAGGUGUCUGACAUCUUGCCACAAAUGAUCACCCUAUCGGAGGCUUACAUACAGAUAUGGAAGAGACGCGAGGACAGUGAUGAAAGUCUGCCCAGUCAGAAAGGAGCGUGACAGGGGUAAAGUUUGGGAGCGAGAGCACUUUACCCCUGGUAAGUUGGACUUACUGGUUUGGAGCUGGAAGUACACAGCAAUAUUUGAAGCAAAGCCUGACUACUCCGUAAACUGAAAUGCCUGGAAAGUGUGGAUCGAUCACACAGAUGUCGCAGGGCGUGCAGACUCUUAUGACAGGUCUAAGUCUGCAGUUGCUCUAUUACUGACACCUUGGCUAGCUCUGAAUCAGUGUGAUGUUGCUGUGUACGUUCUUGUAGAAUGAGUCUUGUUUCAAGGAAUGCUUUACAAUUCACCUGGAAGCAUGACUGACUGAUUUUAUCAUCUUUGCUUGUGGAGUCCUGGCAGAUUUAUUCCCACAGGAUGUUACAAGUCUCAAUGUGCUUUGGUUAUCCCGUUACUUCCUUUGUUUUGUUAAUGCUCUUUUACAUUCCUUUGCUGUUAAAGCAGUUGCUGUGGAGGUGGGAGUAGAAAGCCACUUUCCAGACUUGUUUCAGAUAAGGAAGUGUACCGAAAUGUGUUUUUAAAAAAAAUGAACUGAAAUGUUGUAUGGAACAAAAGUGAAGCAGAACCUGAAAAACAGCCUUUUGGAAUAGUCUGCCUUCUCCUGACUCUUGGAACAUUAAUUAAAGCAAUCUCAGGAUUCAGUUUUAUUCACAUUAGAGUUUGAAAUAAUUCCUCUUGAUGGUAAUUUUUGGAAAAUCAUAGGAGUAAAAUAUUUUACUUCUCACUUGUUUUCUCUCAUUGAUUACUGUGCCUCUGUUAGGGUCAUUAAAGUUUCCAUUGGAAAAUC